CUCUACAUGACUGAAAUAUGAAGAGACACAUGUCCGCUAUCUGCUGCCUUCACUGUCAGCCUUCAAAACUUGUCCCACACUGAUUUUUUAGUCUUUUAUCACUAAGAGAAAACACAAGUGUCAGACAUUGACGCUGCACAGAGUAAGACAGCAGCUGGACUGAGUCUCCACGGUUCUCAUGGUGUGUUUAAGUGCAGCUUCCUGCCUCAGACUUUCCAACAGUCAACUCAGACUCUCCGUUUGUUUCGUGUCGGAUCUGAACUCAGAGGAAAUAAUGGCAGAAGUUGCUCCAGCUCCCGCCGCCGCCGCUCCGGCUAAAGUCGUCAAGAAGAAGGUUUCCAAGCCGAAGAAGACUGGCCCCAGCGUCAGCGAGCUGAUCGUGAAAACUGUGGCCGCAUCCAAGGAGCGGAGCGGCGUGUCUGCAGCCGCCCUGAAGAAGGCUCUGGCUGCCGGAGGCUACGAUGUGGAGAAGAACAAGGCCCGCGUCAAGACCGCCAUCAAGAGCCUGGUGGCCAAGGGGACUCUGGUCCAGACCAAGGGGACCGGCGCCUCCGGCUCGUUCAAGAUGAGCAAGAAGGUUGAGACCAAGGCCAAGAAGCCCGCAAAGAAAGCCGCGCCCAAAGCCAAGAAGCCCGCCAAGAGCCCCAAGAAACCCGCAGCUAAGAAGCCCAAGACAGCGGCAGCCAAGAAGACAGCAGCCGCUAAGAAAUCCCCCAAGAAGGUCAAGAAGCCCGCAGCGGCCAAGAAAGUAGCCAAGAGCCCCAAGAAGGCCGCCAAGAGCCCCAAGAAAGUGGUGAAAAAGGCUCCUGCAGCCAAGAAAGCUCCUGCAAAGAAGGUGGCCAAACCCAAAGCCAAGAAGGCAGCACCCAAGAAGAAGUGAGCUGUCAUCAGUCUGAACAUGUGAACCUGAUCAAAGGCUCUUUUAAGA
This is a messenger RNA of Thunnus maccoyii (southern bluefin tuna), 928 nucleotides long. Its product is annotated as histone H1-like. Gene Ontology annotation, cellular component: nucleosome. Gene Ontology annotation, molecular function: DNA binding; structural constituent of chromatin. The coding region runs from base 179 to 880 and encodes 233 amino acids. Lineage: Eukaryota; Metazoa; Chordata; Actinopteri; Scombriformes; Scombridae. The transcript has a single exon. The record is from RefSeq and is a predicted model, not a curated record. Gene Ontology annotation, biological process: nucleosome assembly.